GCUGGCCUCGCGUCCCUGGCGUCUCGGAGGACUGGUGUUUUGGGAGGGUUGAACGCUGAAAACAUUCAUGGAGGAGCUCGGUGAUGUCAUCUGAAAACUCACUCCCCCAAGUCAAACGCGCCGAUUUGUUCUGUUCUUUUUUUUAUUUUCGCCCUAGAGUUUCUCCAAUGCGUCGCGGACCACAGCACAAAAGGUAGUCAAAUAACGAGGUAGUCAAAUAACUAAAGUUAAACUGUAGAUCCGCUUUGCUGUCUAAACGACGUGGGACUAAGGGGGUUUGGCGACUGGACAUAGAACCAAACAGCCCCUUUUCUGUGGGCGAGCGCGUCAACUUUUAUUCGAACCCCAAAAAUGAAUCGGAGUUUAAAUAAAUCCCAAUCUUCCCUGCAAUACUUGGACUGCAUCGCGGUUGAAGUGAAAAGCAAGUAUGGAGCAGAGUUCCGGCGGUUCUCCGUGGACCGUGUCAAACCGGGGAAGUUCGAGGACUUCUAUAAGCUCAUCAUGCACGUUCACCGCAUCUCCAACAUGGAGGUCAUGAUUGGCUACGCUGACAUCCACGGAGACCUGCUGCCAAUCAACAACGACGACAACUUCUGUAAGGCGGUGUCUACGGCCCACCCACUGCUCCGAGUCUUCAUACAGAGACAAGAGGAGGUCGACUACAGCAGCUACGGGACCCACUCUCUGACCCGGAAGAAGAAGGCUGUGGUGGCGCUGAGGAACGACGUCAACAGGAAGCGACCUCACAUCCGCAUCGGAAUGCCGCAGGACUUCCGGCCAGUCUCCUCCAUCAUCGAUGUGGACAUCUUGCCGGAGUCCCACCGCCGCGUUCGUCUCUACCGUCACGGCUCCGACAAACCCCUGGGGUUCUACAUCCGGGAUGGGACCAGCGUACGGGUGACACCCCAUGGCCUGGAGAAGGUUCCUGGGAUCUUCAUCUCCCGCAUGGUGCCUGGCGGCCUGGCUGAGAGCACAGGCCUGCUGGCUGUUAACGACGAGGUCCUGGAGGUCAACGGCAUCGAGGUUACUGGGAAGACACUGGACCAGGUGACUGACAUGAUGAUUGCCAACAGCCACAACCUGAUUGUCACAGUGAAGCCAGUGAACCAGCGGAACAACGUGGUGCGAGCCAGCCGGAUCUCCGGCAGCUCCGGUCAGUCGUCAGACAGCAGCGGUUCCACCGGCUACCCCAGCCUGUCCACCACAGCCAUGGUGACCGGUGCCCACGGCUAUGCCGACGAGCUGGAGAGCGACGAGGAGUCAGACAUCGUCAUCGAGAGCAGCCUCAAGCGGCCGUCGCGGCGCUCCAACACAUCAGUGGUGUCUGUGGCAUCAACGUCACGCUCCCACACCCAAGCCUCUCCCCCAGCACCCGUGGAACACCCCAGCCCCCCUACCCGACCUCUCUCUGUGGUUUCCACCGCCUCCUUCCACUCCCAACCCUCCUUCCACUCCCAGCCCAGCCUCAACGGCCUCUCCCACCACGGCAGCCUCAGCUAUAUGCUGCACAGGGACCUGAACCUCCAGCACCCACAGUACCAGCCCCACACCCUCCAGCACCACCAUUCCCAGCACCACAGCAGCAACCCAGCCCUCCGGGAGAGCAACGGCAGCCUCCAUAAAAUCCUCAGCACCAUGAGGACGGACCCUCGACACAGCCUGGCCCUGCCCCGGGGAGGGGUGGAAGAGGAUGGCACUGUCAUCACCCUAUAAUACACACGCCUACACUUUUAUAACACACACACACACACACUUGGAUGUGAGCUGGAGCAUCCCAUGCCCGGUAUAUCCACCAUGAGAAUGAACAUUGUUCCUCAAACCUCCUACUAAUUUCUUUACAUUUUUUCUAAGACAAAUAAUCCAGGAAACAAGAAGUUUAUUCUGUAUUGUUUGUUUGAAAGUUUUCUAUGUCUUCUAAAUGUCUUGAUGGGAUUCACCUGCUAUCCUUUAGUGACCACUUUUAAUCUGAAUUGCCAUCUUCUUUUUGGGACCAACCCUGAGCUUUUGUUUUUAAGAACAAUUAUGUGUCUGUAAAAUGCUGCCUGUCUGUACUGAUUCUCGAUCUCUGUAUUUUAACUGGAAGAUUCUCAUCAAUCAUCUGUAUCUAUUCCAAUAAAUUAUUCUAAGCUUUAAUGAGAAGUAUUGGAUUAUCACAUGUACUAAAACUCUUACUUCCCUUACCAGCAGUCAUUUAUACCUGGUACGUUUUGAACCGCUAUCAAGGAAUACUUCCUACACUGAAUAUGGGCCUAGUCUAUAUCCUGUUUCCUCUUCUCCACCAGUUCUGUUUGUGAAGCUCCUAAAAUGGACUCCAGGAAUGCAACAUGCUCUUUGGAAAAAAAAUACUCUUAUCUUUACUGUUUACUCAAGACACCUCUGCUCAGCUGUGAACCCUGUUAGUUACAGCAGGCAGGGGGAUGUGAACCCUGUUACACCAGGCAGGGGGAUGUGAACCCUGUUACACCAGGCAGGGGGAUGUGAACCCUGUUACACCAGGCAGGGGGAUGUGAACCCUGUUACACCAGGCAGGGGGAUGUGAACCCUGUUACACCAGGGAGGGGGAUGUGAACCCUGUUACACCAGGCAGGAAUGCUGGAGUGUGAAGGUGAUAACACCUGAAUUUGCGUCUGCUUAACCUCACUCAUUCACUUUCCUACACUAUUGGGCACACGCAUUGAGAUCCAUGUUCGGAUCCAGUUAUACUUUCAUUUACAAGCACAAUCCAUCCAUCCAUCCAUCCAUGAUAUGGUAGACUUUGAAGUAUAUGGAUUAUGUGGGACACUAAGCCAUCCAUCUGUGGUUAGAUUUUUGUAUGGGAUUCUUCUCACCAUUAUUCACAUUGUAGUUCAAAGCUUUUAAGCUGUCAAGGUUUGCACUUUUUUUUUUGUUAAACAGUCUUGUUUCAACUCUUUAAAUCGCCAUGUUAGUACUCCCAGGAUUAAUAUAGGAUUAUCACCCCAUUUUGGUUCACAAACAUGUACUUUUUUUUGUUGCUCUUUCCUUUUCCUCUCACCAAAGGCUGCUCCGGUUACCUUGACAAUGUGGUCUUCUGACCAUAUUGAGGUUAUUCCCUGCAUUUCUUCACUAUGGACAGUCAGUUUAACCCUGUUGAGUAGUGCUAUAAUGUAUUGGUCACUGCCCCCUCCUGGUAGUACCAUCGACUCAGUGUGGGCCCACAUAUUCACACCUAAGAAAUAUUACAGGUUUUAUAUUUAUUACAGAAACGUCUAGAUUUUUUCUGGAAUAAUGUCUAUUUUUUACUAUCUUUUUAAUGUACAUAAGGAUUUUAUAAUAGAUUUUUACAAGAAAGACGAUGACCUAUGAACAAGUGAUUCCAUUAGGUAUAAUGGUACGAGGAUAAUUAUGAUUGGGAAUAUUUCUGCAUGUCAUGUAAACUGGACUGUUUUUAUUCUAUGUUAUGAUGAUGUACAGAUAUUUCAAUACAUUCUCCACACAUACAUUGGAGAAAAGGUUUGUAAAACACUUGGUGCCUUUUUUAAUUCAUUUUAGCCCAGAUAUGUACUGAGCACUCAAAUGUAAACAAUAGUUGAAUGGAUAUUAGGGCUUGAUCUGUAAUUGCUCAAUCAUUAUUUAGUAGACCUAGUUGCUCUUUCAACGUAGCAAACUGUAAGUAUCACUUCAACUAAUUCCCACAAUUGAAAUUCAAACCCUUUAUGCAAUUAAUUUGAAUUGUAUUGUGAAUAUUGUGCUCAUUUUAUUUUCUUACUGUUUUGUCAUUUUUUGGGGAGAGAAUUUUUGGAAAUAAAGGUUUCAAAUGCA
This is a messenger RNA of Salmo salar (Atlantic salmon), 3780 nucleotides long. Its product is annotated as partitioning defective 6 homolog gamma. The record is from RefSeq and is a predicted model, not a curated record. Gene Ontology annotation, molecular function: protein binding. Gene Ontology annotation, cellular component: apical plasma membrane; nucleus; cell cortex. Gene Ontology annotation, biological process: regulation of cellular localization; establishment or maintenance of cell polarity; centrosome cycle. NCBI's taxonomy places the organism in Eukaryota, Metazoa, Chordata, Actinopteri, Salmoniformes, Salmonidae.